Messenger RNA from Cuscuta europaea, 6937 nucleotides. NCBI's taxonomy places the organism in Eukaryota, Viridiplantae, Streptophyta, Magnoliopsida, Solanales, Convolvulaceae. The record is from the annotation of a GenBank genome assembly.
CUCCAUUUGUUGCUAUAAAUACAUGCGUCCUGUGUGAGGUUCAUCCACACUUUCACAUAAAUAAAUUACUCCCUAAUUUGUUAUGUAAACAUGACUACAAUGUUGGCUCUAAUAUGAGAAAUGAAUCACGCCAAAACUACAUCAAAAUGCAGCCAAGAGUUGUUGACUGAAGAUAUAAUUUGUGAGAAAACUUGAAUAGAUGUGAAUUACAGGGAAAUAAUGUUAUAAUAUGCACUUUUUGUGUAUGGAUGGCUGAGAUGCUGUUAACCUAUAAACUCACCGAUCCAGAUCCUACCAUUCAAAUUCUUUACGGUUGCAAGGCAAGAAAGUAUCAAGGAAACUAGGUUAACAUUCUCAGGAUGGCUAAUUAUCAUUAAACCAGGAUGGAGGCAUGAGUUGGACAUGUGGUAUCUUAUUCGUUUUCAGUAGAAAAAACCUUUGAAGGUGAUAUUUGGAAUGGAAAGUAGCACUUGCUGACACUUGAUCAUCUAAUGAAAAACCUAACUGUUCUUAUUAAAGUUCUCACUUUCCUUUUUGGGAUCUCCCUUAUUUAAGUUCACACUUCCAUUUUAGGAAACAAAACAAUCCAAACAGUGUCCAAACAGUGUCCAAACAGUGUCCAAACAGUGUCCAAACAGUGUCCAAACAGUGUCCAAACAGUGUCCAAACAGUGUCCCAACAGUGUCCCAACAGUGUCCCAACAGUGUCCAAACAGUGUCCAAACAGUGUCCCAACAGUGCCAAACAGUGCCAAACAGUGCCAAACAGUGCCAAACAGUGCCAAACAGUGCCAAACAGUGCCAAACAGUGCCAAACAGUGCCAAACAGUGCCAAACAGUGCCAAACAGUGCCAAACAGUGCCAAACAGUGCCAAAACAGUGCCAAAACAGUGUCAAACAGUGUCAAACAGUGUCAAACAGUGCCAAACUAUGAUAGAGUAGAUUAUUAGGUUAGUAAAUAUUCUAAUAAAAUAUUUGAUAGAUUUAAUAGAGUAAAUAGAUGCAUACCCUGAACUAUGCCAAGUCUUAACAAUUUUGAGAAGAUUGGCCGAUGAAAUAAUAAAUGAGGUCACAUGACAACAUCUACAUGUUUCACUGGGUCCUCGAAUGUAAAAAAUUCAAUGAAAAUAAAUUCAUUUAUAAUAAAUUUGCCCGUAGAAAAUCGUAGAGGCGGUUUUGUAUAAUUGAAAAGUUAUUAAACUGAACUUAAGUUAAAUAUGAGUUUUGCAAAAUUAUGUUUUUAAAAUACAACCUACAAUAUAUUUGACCCUUCUUUGGGUGAUGUUUAGGUGUGAAAAAAUAAAAACUUUGGUAAUUGAAAUUCACACAUUGUGUGGUGUAAUAACACAGCACAUGUGUGGGAAGCAUGCCUUGGUUCCAUUGUUAAACUCAAUGGAAACAGGGAACAUGUAAUUAUAUACUAUCAGAAAUUAAAUUUUACUCAAUAGUAUGUUUUUUCUGUUGAAAGGGUGUUCAUCAAAUAUCAGUGAUGAAUGGGGAAAUUUUUUUGGAAUGGCAAUUGAUACAUUGUGUUGAGGCCUAGGGGAAGUUUGGAUUGAAGAUGUGCGAAGGACUGAAAGUGCUGAACACAGGUUCAUUGAUCAGGGGAAGUUCUAUUAUUUUAAUUAUCAUUUAACACCGAAUAUUGAAAACUACUCUAGACAUAGAGUCUGGGUUCUAUUGCUAAAUUUAAGGGAACUACUCUAUGUAAAUGUACAUAAUAAUUUGUUUUGCAGUUGAAAGAAAAAGUUUUAUGAUUGGUCUUCUGUAUUUAGAUUUUUUUAGAAGAGUUUCUUUUUUGAGAAAAAUUGUUUUCACGAAACCACUCUAAAUCACACAACAAUGUUGAGGAAAAUGGUUUUUUUGGAAUAAUAUUUUCAGAAUACUACUAUAAGUCACAACACAUGUUGGGGUAAAUUGUUUACUUGGAAAAUUGUUGUUGAUUUCAACCCUUUGAAGUUAGUUGUCUCAUAAUAUACAUAUAAGAGCGUAGCGGCAUGGAAAAAAAUUCAAAUGGACACAAUGUGUAGAGGAGCGUACCUGGGGUCUAGCCCGGAGUUGGGCAUGUCACAAGAACAAAAGAGAUAGAAGCAUCAAAUAUCCCUGCACAUUUCAACAUAUAGACAUUUGUUAGAAACUUCAUAAAUGCAACCUUCAUGUUCUGCAAAAUUAAGUUAGUUUUAUCUAAGAUCUAAAUAGGAUUCCAUUUCAUGAUUUAAGCAAAUUCAGAAUAAUUUUUUUGCAGAAUAUCUACAUGUGCAGAAAGAGUGCAUUUUUUGUUAUCAGAUAAUAUACCAAUGGGCACCGCCUGAUUGGCUGGCAUGUCUAAGGCAAUUAGUUUUACUUUGGCAAUUCGUAUAAUAGAUUUUAUCUUAUACAAACAAAUCAUCAAGUUGAUUAAAUAAUAAAUAUCAUCAGCGAUUCAAUGCAUUCUUUGAUUAUAUAGCUAUAGUUAAAAUGUUGUAAUCCUUGAGGACUGUGCAGAAGGGUGGAAAAUAUAUAAUGUCCAAAAAAUUCCUAACUGACUUUAGUUAAAACACUUCUAAACCAAUUGAUUUAAAAUUUACAUCCUUUAAUUGACAGUAAAUUGACUUUAGUAAGAUAACAUCCUUAAGGACUUGCAAUUGAUUUUAGCUUAAAAAAAUAUUUGACCCUUCUUUUGAGAGUUUAAUUUCCCUUUUGUGACCACAAACCAUCACUUAUGAGAGACAGACCCUCAAAUAACUUAUUUCUUGAAACUGUUUUGAAAUAAAAGUUUUGGGUGGUCAAUGAAAGAAAGACCAUCAGAUAAGUGAGAUUUAUGUCAAAAGGUGCUAUCCAGAAAUGCUUUCUAGCCAAAGCUACUAAGAUUGAGUGAGGCACUUGAAGUUCAUAUCUCUAACGUUUGCUCUCUAGACAGUUGAUCAUACAUUGAGACUACGAUGUAUUCACGGUGUGUGUACACAAACACACAGUACUUACUAAAAUUUGUUUCUGGAUUAAAACCCAUAAGUUUAACUAUAUACGGAGUAUAUAAUAUCUUUCAAACAACACAUAUAUUAACAUGGUAUAAUAUCAUUCAUUAUAUAAUAGUAGUAUAUUACUAAAUACAUACUCCCUCCGUCCCUUAUAACAUUGUCAACUUUCCCUUUUUGGAUGUCCCACUAGCUUUGCCACUUUCCCUUUUAAGUAAAGAAUUUGUGGUUAUGGUUCAUUCUCUCUCUUCUGCACAAACUUCAACCACACAGUUUUUACUUUAUUAUUCCCCGUGCCGGUCAAACUUGCUAAAGUUAUUAGGGACGGAGGGAGUAUAUGAUGUAUUCACGGUGUAUGCACAUAUAUUAAAACAUUUACUUCCUCCGUAUAUAUAGUCCAAGUGAAAACAAAUCUGGUGUAUUUCUCAAAGCUAUGUUUACUCCAACUAUAUUUAUACACAAUUUUAAGUAAAAGUUUUAAUAUAUGCGCAUAAUAACAUGGCUAAAACAAAAGAAAUUGCUAGAUUUUAGUCAUAUUACCCAAUUUCAGGAAAAAAACCCUUGUGGUUAUUUGAAUACAAGAUCUGGAUGUAGAAAUGAUAGAAUAACUAGAAAAUGAACAAAUCUUGAAGUGAGAUCGUGUCAAAGAAACAUGCACUGGUCAUGGUCUCAUGAAUCGUUCAGAGGCAUAAGAUGAAAUUUUUGGCGUAAACAAUAAUAAUACGGAGUAAAUAAAAAGUUAAAGAUUUACAUCUAUCAUUUCUAAAGAUCUGGGUGGGAAGGUAUGCAUGAUGCAUCCCAUUGAGGAAAAAUCAUUGUUAAACCUUCGGCUAAAAUAAACUGAGAAAUUCGAAUAGCAAUGGGCGACGGUCGCACAAAACAAGGUAAAAUUAUGAAAAUUAAACGGAAAAUUAUCAGAUCUGAAAAUUAAAGCUUCCCGUGAGAGAUUAAGUAAGUAGGUCUUUUUUAUAUGAAUGGAAGAAAGGGAAGGAGGUGAAUGUAUGCAUCCGGUGGAGGAGCUAGGGGGGGGCAAGCGCCCCCGCUCCGACUAAUUUUUUUUACUAGUAUUACUUAUAAUAUGUUUCUUGCCCCGACUUCUUUUUUAAUUUUAAAAACAAUAAGUUCAACUUAAGUUUAUUUUAAGAUUAAGUGUUAAAAUAAAUAAAAAAGUAUUUUCAGAAAAAGUAAAAAAAAUGAAAUAUAGAAUAAAAGGGGAUUAAUGUAUGUAAUACAUUUGGCAUCCCAAUUUGCCAAUAAUCCGGAGUAGCUCAGUGGAGACAGGUAACACUCCCUUCGUAUCACCCGUGUUCGAAUCCCCCCAGGACGGAUUAAGUUAAACUUGUUUUGCUUUUCUUCCGCCCCAAUUCUUCCAAUUUUAUUUUCUUCAGCCUACAACUCGUCCCACACCGGAUGAAAUAGAGGAUUCACUCCUCAUUUGAGCCUAUAUAAUCGCUCCUUCAUAGUUGAUAAAGAUUAAGUUGCUAGUAAAGCUUGAGUGCAAGUAUUAGCUACAAUAUAAACAAAUAUUGAAUACCCAUUCGGUUUUUGUGAAAAAACCGAAUAACCGGACCGAAAAUUCGGUGUCCAAAAAAUUGGGUCCCAACUUAGAUCGGUUCGGUUUCGGGUUAUAGAAUAUACGAAACCGAAAGAUCGGUUCGGUUCGGAUAUUUCCUAUUUCGGUUCGGUUCCCGAACCGAAUCCAGCCCUAGUUCUCACUUCUCCCCAUUUGUUCUCAGAUUCUGCAAUUUUCAAGUAAGUUUCUCAUCUGCCAAUUUAUGCCCAUAUUAAUUAUUUGCUCUCACCCCUAACGAAAAGUCAAAAAUUAUUUGUGUGAAUCCUCAAAUCUCAGUUCUAGAUGCAAUUUAAUGCUAUUUGUAUAAGGAACAUUUUUAAUUCAUACUUAUUUUUGUUAUAUUUAGGAGUAUGAGUUUGGAUAAAUUUGUAAUUAAGACUAAGAGGUCUUUGAUUGGAGGUGUUAGUUCUUCAAUUGUUCCUAAUCAGUCUAUCUCUAGUGUUGAAAAUGCCACUGCGUCAAAUGAAAAUAUUGCUAGAGAUGAGAGGAAUGAGAGGGACAAGAGAGCCCGAACAGAAAGUACACAUGAAUGGGAUAAUAUUAGUGAUCCGUUUUUACGAAAACCAAUUAAUGAAUAUGCGUCGGGGAUUAGGGAUGAUGUGAUGAGAGCAUAUGUUGUUAAAGGUGCUUGUCAACCAGCAUCUCAUAAGUUUCCACGAACUGAAUUUGGUAAGACAUUAAGGAGCUUUCGAGGAGAGUGGUUUAAAACUUGGGAAUGGUUGGAAUAUAGUAUUUUUAAAGAUGCCGCUUUCUGUUUUUGGUGUUACCUUUUUCAUGGGCAUGAAGGAAAGAGAUUUGGUGAUGAUGUGUUUGUGAGGACCGGAUUUCGUAAUUGGAAGAAAGCUCCUGAAAAAUUUAGAUAUCAUGUUGGUAUUGUAGAGAGUGUGCACAAUGAUGUUAGAACACAAUUUUUUGCUUUCAAAAAUCAAAAACAAAGUAUUUCAAGAAGUCUCUCUUCAGGAACACAACUGUUGGGUGCGGCAUACCGUACUCGUUUGAAUGCAAGUGUGGAUUGUGCUAGAUUUUUAAUUGCACAAGGAUUGGCUUUUCGUGGUCAUAAUGAGCGAGAGAGCUCAUUAAUUACCUUGUUGUAGGUUAUAGACCAGGUCAAUCUGGAAAUGAAGAAUCGCUUUAGUGAGUCAAAUACAGAUUUACUCGCUUGCUUAGCUUGCCUUGAUCCUAAAGAUAAUUUUUCCAAUUUCUGUGAGUCAAAGCUACUCAGUCUUGCGGAGUUAUAUUCAUCUGAUUUUUCAGCUGUUGAGCAAAUGGAGCUUAAAGAACAACUCCAAGUUUGGAUAUAUGAGAUGAGAGGAAAUGAAGCAUUUUCCACUUUACAAAGUAUUGGUGAAGUGUCUAAGAAGAUGGUUGAGCUUAUAAUUCACAAAUCUUUUCACUUGGUCUAUGGUCUUAUUGAGUUGGCUCUAGUGUUACCAGUUGCAACAGCCACAGUUGAAAGAGCUUUCUCAUCGAUGAAUAUUAUCAAGACAGAUCUUCGCAAUAAGAUGGGAGAUGACUAUCUUACGGAUUGCUUAGUAUGCUACAUCGAAAGAGACAUUUUUCAAGCAAUUGAUAAUGAAGCUAUUAUGCAGCAUUUUCAAAAUAUGAAAACUCGUAGGAUUGAUUUGCCUAGGUUGCAGAAGUAAAUCAAGUAGUAUGUAAUGAACUAUAAUUUUUUGUUAAAUUAUUACGCUAUUGUUGUUCUUAUUAUAUUUUGGACACGAACUUUAAAAUUUUUAGUCUUUGGUUUGCCCCUCCUUGGACAAACCUCUGGCUCCGCCACUGUAUGCAUCUCUGAGUUUGUCAACACAGGGCAAAGAGGGAGCUGUAUGGGUUAAGGAUGCAUCCAUAUGGGGAAAUCGAUGUUCUUACCGUUGUCAAACAACUUUGAACGGCUGAUAAUCCAGAGCUAGGCAGACUGUUCAUUCAUUCGAUAGUGAAGUCUGAGAUGUUUAAAUAUCUUCCGCAUGCGGCAGUUGCGAGAGUCAUCGCGGCUGGAUUUUGUCCGACGCACUAAUGGAAGAACUGAAGUAGAGGUUGGGAGAAGUUCGUUGAACUUGGGAUGCAAAAGUGUGGAGAACCCGACAGUUGGCGAUGUAGGAGGCUGUCACUCUGUCAGGAGGUUGUGACCGCUGCUGACCUGUGAGAGUUGGUUCUGGAAGGGUCUUCCGUUUUGUACAUUCUAAUAGUUAGCAUUAGAUUCAACAGGUAUGUAUGUAUAUUGGAUUCAAUAAGCUCUUCUAGGAGUGUUGAUGGGUUUAUUUUAUUUGGGCUUACUUUACCCUUAAAUAAAUGAGCUAUUCAUGAAUGGCCCAUCCAAAUAUUAGGUAAUUAGAUGUCAUAAAUUAAAUGGGCUGAUGUAGAUUGAUCACGUGAUUUUGACUUUAAUGAAAUGGUUUGAAAAUUAAAUAUGAA